CCAGAUGCUUUUGAUAUAAACUCUACUAUUUAUUUCAUGUGUUGCUUUUCUUUCUUUUUGAUAGGCUUUCAAGGAAAUGCUGUAUUCAGCUCAGGACCAGGCACCUUCAGUGGAAGUUACAGAUGAGGACACAGUAAAGAGGUAUUUUGCCAAGUUUGAAGAAAAAUUUUUCCAAACCUGUGAAAAAGAACUUGCCAAAAUCAACACAUUUUAUUCAGAGAAACUCGCAGAGGCUCAGCGUAGAUUUGCUACACUUCAGAAUGAGCUUCAGUCAUCACUGGAUGCCCAGAAAGAAAGUACUGGUGUUACUACACUGCGACAACGCAGAAAGCCAGUCUUCCACCUGUCCCAUGAAGAGCGUGUCCAACAUAGGAAUAUUAAAGACCUUAAACUGGCCUUCAGCGAGUUCUACCUCAGUCUUAUCCUGCUGCAGAACUAUCAGAAUUUGAAUUUUACAGGGUUUAGAAAAAUCCUUAAAAAGCAUGACAAGAUCCUGGAAACUUCUCGUGGAGCAGAUUGGCGAGUGGCUCAUGUAGAAGUGGCUCCAUUUUAUACAUGCAAAAAAAUCAACCAGCUCAUCUCUGAAACUGAGGCUGUAGUGACCAAUGAACUUGAAGAUGGUGACAGACAAAAGGCUAUGAAGCGUUUACGUGUCCCCCCUUUGGGAGCUGCUCAGCCUGCACCAGCAUGGACUACUUUUAGAGUUGGCCUAUUUUGUGGAAUAUUCAUUGUGUUGAAUAUUACCCUUGUGUUUGCAGCUAUUUUUAAACUUGAAACAAAUCAAAGUAUAUGGCCCUUGGUAAGAAUCUAUCGGGGUGGCUUUCUUCUGAUCGAAUUCCUUUUUCUACUGGGCAUCAACACGUAUGGUUGGAGACAGGCUGGAGUAAAUCAUGUGCUCAUCUUUGAACUUAAUCCAAGAAACAAUUUGUCUCAUCAGCAUCUCUUUGAGAUUGCUGGAUUCCUGGGGAUAUUGUGGUGCCUGAGCCUUCUGGCUUGCUUCUUUUCUCCAAUUAGUGUCAUCCCCACAUAUGUGUAUCCACUUGCCCUUUAUGGAUUUAUGGUUUUCUUUCUUAUCAACCCCACUAAAACUUUCUAUUAUAAGUCCCGAUUUUGGCUGCUUAAACUGCUGUUUCGAGUAUUUACUGCCCCCUUUCAUAAGGUAGGCUUUGCUGAUUUCUGGCUGGCUGAUCAGCUGAACAGCCUGUCAGUGAUUCUAAUGGACCUGGAAUAUAUGAUCUGCUUCUACAGUUUUGAGCUUGAAUGGAAUAAAAAUAAGGGCCUGUUGCCAAAUGAUUCAGAAGAACCAGAAAUCUGCCAUAAAUAUUCAUAUGGUGUGCGAGCCAUUGUUCAGUGCAUUCCUGCUUGGCUUCGCUUCAUCCAGUGCCUGCGUCGAUACCGUGACACAAGAAGGGCCUUUCCUCAUUUAGUUAAUGCUGGCAAAUACUCCACAACUUUCUUCAUGGUGACGUUUGCAGCCCUUUACAGCACUCACAAAGAACGAGGUCACUCAGAUACCAUGGUAUUCUUUUACCUGUGGAUUGUCUUUUAUAUCAUUAGUUCCUGUUAUACCCUCAUCUGGGAUCUAAAGAUGGACUGGGGUCUCUUUGACAGGAAUGCGGGAGAAAACACUUUCCUCCGAGAAGAGAUUGUAUACCCUCAAAAAGCCUACUACUACUGUGCCAUCAUAGAGGAUGUGAUACUACGCUUUGCUUGGACUAUCCAAAUCUCAAUUACCUCUACAACUUUGUUGCCUCAUGCUGGGGACAUCAUUGCUACUGUCUUUGCUCCUCUCGAGGUUUUCCGGCGGUUUGUGUGGAACUUUUUCCGCUUGGAAAAUGAACAUCUAAAUAACUGUGGUGAAUUUCGUGCUGUGCGAGACAUCUCUGUGGCCCCCCUGAACGCAGAUGAUCAGACACUCCUAGAACAGAUGAUGGAUCAGGAUGAUGGGGUACGAAACCGCCAGAAGAAUCGGUCAUGGAAGUACAACCAGAGCAUCUCCUUGCGCCGGCCUCGCCUCGCUUCUCAAUCCAAGGCUCGUGACACUAAGGUAUUGAUAGAAGACACAGAUGAUGAAGCUAACACUUGAAUUCUCUGAAGUCUAGAUUAACAUCCUUGGUUUUCCUACUCUACAAUUCUUUCCUCGACCAACGCAACCUCUAGUACCUUUUUCCAGCUGAAAACAGGAGAAAACACGUAACACAUUUUCCGAGCUCUUCCAGAUCGGAUCCUAUGGACUCCAAACAAGCUCACUGUGUUUCUUUUCUUUUCUUCUGGUUUAAUUUUAAUUUUCUAUUUUUAAAACAAAUAUUUACUUCAUUUUGCCAAUCAGAGGACGUUUUAAGAAACAAAAACAUUGUACCUUAUGGAUUGUUUACAAUCACAAGGACACAGAUACCUAUCAGGAAGAACAGGCACUGCAAGGACCUUCUGAUGGGAUGGUACUGAGAUAGCUUGGCUUCUGCUUGGCCCGGUUUUGACUGGUUGAAACCGGACAUUGGUUUUUAAAUUUUUUGUCAGUUUAUGUGGAGAAUCUUUUUCCUUUCCUUCAUACCCAGCGCAAAGGCACUGGCUGCACUUGCAGGGAAAGUGCAACUUGGAGCAGUACCUUCAUUCAUGAAGCUACUUUUUAAUUUGAUGUAACUUUUCUUAUUUGGGAAGGGUUGCUGGGUGGGUGGGAAAUAUGAUGUAUUUGUUACAUAUAGUUUUCUCAUUAUUUAUGAAAUUAACCAUAAAAGAAUGCUAUAACUCCUGUGCAAUGAAAGUGAUAACAGUGAAAGAAGAUGGGGGAAACUAAUGUGGAUGACAUUUAUGAGGGUCAGUUCCACAUACCUCUUUAGGGAGACAACUUGCACCAGUUUGACUUUUUUUUUUUUUCUUUUCAAUUUAAGCCAAAGUUUUAUUACUAAAAUUUUAAGUUGCUGCUGCUGUAGAGUAUCUCUCAUAACAAGGCACGUAUUUCACACACUUUUACCCCACUGAUUGAAAUUCACAUAAGAGAAUCUGAUACAUUUUCGUUUAGGAAUAUUUACUCAUAUUCCAACCAUAAUAACUGAAGUUACACUUUAUUAUGCUUCAGCAUGUAGGGUGAUUGUAGUGUAAUCUUUACUAACUCUGGAAAGCAGGGCUAUUUUACUCCCUUUUUAGACAAUUUUUCCUCUGGUCUCACCCAUUUAAGCCAGAGUCUGAUCAAAUUAAAAGUCCAUUAAUGGGAUAUUUUUGAGCAUGUGAAACAAAUUAUCCUUCCUCCUUCAUAUUACAUUUAUACAGAAGAUCUUGGCAGCCAUUUCUCCCAGCAGUGUUAAUGCAGGAAUUUCAUGCCCUCCCAUGAUAGAAGCCUGCUUUAAAAUUUUUGAGGGCCUAAAACUAGUCAGACAUAAAACAUAUAUUUCUUAGAAAUUUCAGUCUAUGAUAGUCUAUAUGCAGUGCCCAUUUUCACUUUUUUGUCUCAUUUAUUCCCUUUCUUCCCAAAUUAAGCCCUGAAACUAUAAGGCAUUUUACUUUCUUGAAUAUAAUUAGCAUUAAAUCUAUCAUCUCAGGCCUGGUGAGGAGUGUAGCUCAGUGGUAGAAUGUCUGCCUAGCAUGCACAGGACCCUGGGCUCAGUCUCCAGCCUGGCAAAAAUAGUUAAAAAUAGCAUUUCAUUAUCUAACAAAAUUAACAUAAAUACCAGGAAAAAGUAAAGUGUGUUUUAAUUACCCCUCCAAGACACAGGUGAAGAUUCCAGAGUCACCAUCUGUAGACUUGAACUUACUUCUGUCAUUUUCAGCUUCAUUUAAGUCAAAGGAACAAAUAAGUAGGAAGGCAGCUGUUGUCACUUGCUUUGUCUUAAAAACAAAUGGCUACUGCCCUUUAGUUCACCCCUUUUGUCACCAGCUCUUCUAGUGUGCAAAAUAAAUCUUUACUCAACCCUUGUCAUAAUUCCAGUAGAUAACAUUAAAGUCACUGUUAUUACCAAAAUUAUUCUAAUUAACUGACAGUUUCUUUUAAAAGGAGUUUCUUCCACCUUUAUUCUGACAACUCUCCAAAAUUUCCCUUUGUUCCCUUUCUGAAUCAAGAUAUUUUUUUUCUGGAAAAAAAAAAUCAUCCAAUUUUGUGGCCUCUAUUUUUUUUUGUUUGUUUGUUUUGCCAAGUAUGCCCCUUGUCCCAAAACUGAAAAGAAAGUGCUUAUUUAAAAAAAAAAAAAAGUUAAAUAAAUUGAAUCCUUGAUAAUAACCAGUGGUACCACUUUAGUGAUCCUUGUUGGAUUAAAGACUGCAUUUUUCUAUUUAGGAUUUUUCUCCCCUGAUUAUUCUGGGUUUUGUACCUUAAAACUAUGAGGGAGAUAUCACUGGUCUGUCAACCAAUAGCAGUAAUUAUCCUGAGGAUAUAGAGAAAGUCCAAUGACCAGUCAUCUCUUAUACAAAUAAAAUUGGUGAUAUUCAUGUGUAUCCAGAGCCAUUUGAAUUGUCAGAUUCAUUCUCUAUUAGUAAAUUUAGAUGGUGUCACACACACAAUCUUACACUUAGCUUCUGGUAUUUCAAUCCCCCAGUGUUUCUACUUCAGUGUAUCCUAUAGCUAUUUCGGUCUUUCUCCAACUCCUAUGAUUCUAGGCUCUCAUAUCCACAUUACUUCUUAAUAUAAAAUACAAUGAUAAAAUGUAUUCUCUGCUGCAUUUGUCCUACUGGCAUAGUCUACUCAAAAAUAGGCAUAUGUAACUUUCAGCUUAUCAUGACAGAUGCUCAAAUAUGUAUUUAAACACACAGCUCCACAUUCCUUUUAAAGCUAUAAAUAGAAAAAAGGAAUUUCCCUCAUCAAGAGACUUUGGAAGACAAAGUAUCAAUUUAAAAUUUUUUCCUUCAAAAAAGUCUAUAUUCAUUUUUCUCUCCUCAGUUGUAUAUGCCUAAGCAGUGUGAAUGCUCUGUCCUACCUAAAAUUUUACUGGAAACUUCUGUACACUGAAACUCUCAAUGGCUUUCUUAAAAAUAACUGUCACAGAGUCAUUUUACAGUCUAACCAAAGGUGAAAGAAACUCGAUCUGAUUUUUUUUUAAAUUUUUAAUAUUUUAUUUUUUAGUUCUCGGCGGACACAACAUCUUUGUUGGUAUGUGGUGCUGAGGAUCAAACCUGGGCUGCAUGCAUGCAAGGCAAGCGCGCUACCGCUUGAGCCACAUCCCCAGCCCUCGAUCUGAUUUUAGGUUUAAAAUUCUAGUUUUAUUUUUGAGAGCCACUCAAUUUUUAAUAUCAGUUAAAAUCCUACCCCAGAAUAAUGAAAAGGAAAGUGUUUAAUAAAAAAUUAAAAUUCAUUUUUAUUUUAUGAUAAUAUGGAAAGCAUUGAUGUACAUAGAGAAAUGGAAAAACAGCAAAGUGGUUUAUUUGUUAUGCACAAAUGAGUGCCUAUAUUUAAGACUGCCCAUACCAUUAUAACAAAUAAUUGGCAAUUUCAUAUCAUAUAGAGAGAAUAAAAUGUUCAAAGAUUAAGUCAUCAUUAAUCAUGAUGGUAAUUUUUAAUUUGGAAAGAAGUUGAAACCCUACCUGCAACCUUCUUUUCCAGUACUUUGUUGUUAGACUCCUUAAGUGAACUGCUUAAGUUCAGAUUCAGAAGCAAGGGUGUAGGAGGAGAAUGCCAGUAGAGACCAGUAUAAACCCUUAAGGAAGGAGAAUGGGGAUCCACAAUUCCUAAAUAUACUAGACGUGAGAUUUCUACUAUUUAACUGAGCUCUUACUAUGGCAAUUUGUUGAUACAUUGUAUCUUUGCACCAUGGUUUGACUGAAGUACAUUCACAACCAGAGAAAACAAUUCAUCCAUUUCUGAAGUGAUAAACUAAGGCAAGAUAAGAAUAGAAGAAAGUCACCUGGUACUGAGUCAAAUAGUCAGCAGAUUAACAGACCUUUAGUUGAAGAGGAGUAAAUUAAUUUUGGAAAUAGCAAAAUACAAGAGGAUAUUGGCCCUUGGCAGCAGAAGCAGGGUGGCGUGGGAGGUACGUGAGCUUAGUAUGCAGGUGUUAAUCUCCAUCCCUCACCAAGAGUUGUUACACUGCCCAGAAAGAGCUGCCUUUACUCUCCUAUCAUUAUUUUCCAUUACUUUGCAUUAUUCACGAAAUUGUUCUUUAUCCCCACGUGAAAUUUUCUAAGCAGGUAACUAGAACAUUUUCUUAUUCUAAAGAAAAGAAUUCAGAAAAUAACCCUAUCCAUAGUGUUAUUUUAUUCAGAAACUUGGGAUUCUUGGAAAUGAUUACCACUAUAUUUGAUAAACACGUUUCAGGUUAUUGUUAUUUUAACAGUUUGCAUAAAAGGUGCCUAAUUUUCAAAAAAUAAGUACUUCUUACUAUAAAAAACAUACUGAAUUUUUAAAAUUAAAAUAGCUUCUUAGGUUAAAGCAAAAUCAUGUUGAAUCCGUGGCUUUCUCAACUACAAAAAUCACCAUACUUUUCUCAAAUCUAAUAAGAAACCAGUACAUUACAGAUAAUAUCUAAAGUGACCAGGUGAAAUAGAAGUUUUGGUAGGACUUUUGAAAAGGUAAAGAAAAAUAAAUUACAUCAGCUUAGUUUUUUUUUCAUCAUUGAUAUAAAUUUUUUUUUGCUCGUUAUUUUAAAGUUUUCUCAAUUACUUAUACAUACACUUCUGCAUUUCAAAUGUCAGUCUUGAUACUAAAUCUUAAAAGCUCCUGACUUUCUGUAUUGUAUUUCAAGUCUUUUUGUUAGGGCAAUGGUGAUAUGGGUUAGAGUUAAUUGUAUUAUAGCAUAAGAAGUGUCUGCUGUUCAGUGUUACGGAUGAACAAUUUCUAACCAGCAUUAACCACACACCAGUCAACAAAUAUGAAAAAGUAAAAGCAUCUCAUUAGGUUUGGAAAAGCUUAAGUUAAGCAACAUAGGAUCUUGCCUGGGAAUGGGAAAGAACCUGCUGAUUGGUAUGGCUCCUGAAACCUUUCUUUUACCGACUGUCAAAACUCUGGCACUGAGUUGCCCCUCAGAAACAAUCUUUCAGAACAAUCUUUCUUACUUAGGGUGGAAGAGGAAGCAUGAGGGACAAGAGUUUUCCCUGAAGGGGAGAAAAUUGUUAUGCUAAUUUUCCUUUGAAGUGUGUUUCCUUGUAGCAAAACUUUGGCCUAUUUAUUAUUAAAUCAAUGCUACCUUCAGUUUUUUUGUACGGUGCCAUCAACCGAAAGACAAUCAAAUAACCUAUUGUCUGCCUUGGAUUCAGUAUGUCUGCUAGCUACACAGUUUCACCUUGUGUACCUUCAAAACAGUUGUUACUUGCCUUCUAUUCUCUUUUCUCUAUACCAUGGCAAAUCAGAGGACAGACUGCAGUACUACUAGAUAGAUGUGGACUUCUAAGAGAGAGCAAGGAUUCCACCUCACUGUCCCUUGAUUGUACCUCAGAUCCCUGCCUGCAUUUUCCUGAUUGUCUGUAGCAACACCAGCAUGGUGGGAACAGGGAGAAAUUGUGGGAAAUCACUGAAGAGUAAUUAUUCAUGACACUUAUUGCUCCAAACUGUGCGGUAAAAUUGUGAGCCACUCAGUUCAUUUACUACAAAACUAAGCUUUAUCAGAUUGUAAAGAUUAAUUUCUUGCCAUUUUCUGCAUUAGCACAGAAGCUUGUAUCAAUGAAGAGUAUUUAGGAGAGGAAUGGGGUGGGAAAAUGUAUUUUGCUUUUCAGACCCCCUCCCUCUGUUUCCUUCACAUACCCAACCUCCUCCACGCUGUGUGGUAAAUGAUACUAUGAAACCCUGAACUACCCUUGUCAAAGUAACUAUGGAUUGUGAUUAGUCCUCUGUGGGUGCUUCUUUCUUUCUCUCUUUUUUCUCCCUUGCUUUCUUUCUUACUCUCCACUCUAGUAAAUGGAAAAGGUGACGUCAAAGAACUGAUGCUUGCUUGGACCAUGAUGUAUCUGUGACUGUGCUCUUAGCUGUCUCCUUUUUCCUUCUUAUAUGGGUAGAAUUCUUAAGACGUGGAUUUCCCUUCUUGAUAAGUAGGUUAAAUGCACAAUGUGGUACUGUUUUAUAGUUUCUAGAUGGUUGUAUAAAGCAAAAGUUAAUGUGGUUAUGUGUUUUUAAAAGAAAAUAAGUGAUUGGUUACAAAACUUUGUCCUUUUUUCAUUAUUACAAGCUCUCUGUUUUCCAAUA
This is a messenger RNA of Ictidomys tridecemlineatus (thirteen-lined ground squirrel), 8098 nucleotides long. The record is from RefSeq and is a predicted model, not a curated record. NCBI's taxonomy places the organism in Eukaryota, Metazoa, Chordata, Mammalia, Rodentia, Sciuridae.